ACCCUCACAUUACAAUUCAUCUGAGUUUACCAGUCUGUUCAACAGCGCAACAGUUGAAGUGUAGUCUCCAACUUAGCAACUCGGCAUCUACAUCAACACCAGCCAGCCACAGCCAUGGACGCCGAGGAGUACAAAGUUCGAGGUAAGGAGAUGGUGGACUACAUCGCCGCGUAUCUAACUGGGCUACGUGACCGGCCUGUGAACCCAUCCGUGCGGCCUGGCUACCUGCGUCCCCUGCUGCCCCCUGGCCCUGCGCAGCAAGGAGAGCCCUGGGAGAAAAUCUUUGAGGACGUGGAGCGGCUCAUCAUGCCUGGGAUUGCACACUGGCAGAGCCCACACAUGCAUGGAUAUUUCCCGGCACUCAACUCGUACCCAUCGCUUCUUGGUGACAUGCUGGCGACUGGGAUGAAUUGUGUUGGCUUCACAUGGGCAUCUAACCCGGCCUCCACGGAGCUGCAGAUAGUGAUGACGGACUGGCUGGUGAACAUGCUGUCCCUCCCUGACACCUUUCGACAUGAUCACCCAGAUGGAUGUGGAGGUGGAGUCAUACAGGGUGCUUGCAUGGCCUGCAUGUGUAGCACAGUCGCCUCCAAGAGCUCAGUGAGCGAAUCCACCAUGCUGGCCCUCCUGGCGGCACGGACACGCGCUCUUACACAGUUACGCGGGGAUGUGAGCCAGGACAUCGGCAAUGACGCACUCCUCAACUCACGACUUGUGGGGUACACCUCAGACCAGGCUCACUCGUCAGUGCUGAAGGCGAGCCUCGUGUCGCUGGUGAGGCUGCGCUCGCUGCCCACGGACUUGGAGUUCUCGCUGCGCGGGGAGACGCUCCGACGCGCCGUGGAGGAGGACCGAGCACAGGGACUUGUCCCGUUCUUCGUGUGCGCAACCCUUGGCACAACAGGCGUCUGCGCGUUUGACAACAUGGCUGAACUGGGCCCAAUCUGCCGCCAGGAGGGGCUCUGGCUGCACGUGGACGCGGCGUACGCGGGCACUGCCUUCCUGUGUCCCGAGCUGCGUGACCCCCUGCGCGGGGUCGAGUUUGCCGACUCGUUCGUGGUCAACAUGGGCAAGUUGAUGUUGGUGAAUCAGGACUGCGCCGUAUUUUGGGUGGCGGACAAGCGGAGUCUGCAGAGCACGUUCUGCGUGGAGCCGCACUACUUACAGCACAAGUACUCCGGUUCGGUCACAGACUUCAUGCACUGGCAGAUCCCCCUGACUGUGCGUUUCCGCUCGCUCAAGCUGUGGUUUGUGAUUCGCUCGUUCGGGCUGGACGGCCUGCAGGAGCACGUGCGCAGGACCAAUAAACUUGCAAGGUAUUUUGAAAGCCUCGUCAGGGAAGACCCCCACUUCGAAAUUCCAGCGAAGAGCAACUUGGGACUCGUUGUGUUUCGUCUCCAGGGCCCAAACGAACUGACAAAGACACUUCUCAGGCGACUCAAUGAGUCACAGCAGCUGUUUGUGGCGCCAGCCAUGGCCGGGGAGAAGUUCAUCAUCCGCUUCGUCAUCACGUCUCAGUUCACCACAGAGGCGGAUGUGCUACGGGACUGGCGGCUCGUGUCGCAGGCUGCUACAGACCUGCUGCAGGGCUCAGCAGCCAAGGACGACACGAGCGGAAUGGAGACCUGCAUUGUGGGCAGAGAGGAAGAGACUGCCCUUGACCACCAGAGUCAAGUCAAGAGUGUCUAGAGGUCAUGGCACUGGCCAGAAGUUAAGAGCUCUCUCGUGCCAGAUGGUGGAAAUCUCCCUGAUAUUCACCAAAUAAUGUUGUAUUUACUUGAGGGCCUGAUUGAAAAAGUUUGAGAUUUUAUGAUCACCCCCCCCCCCCGCCUCCUAGAAGUUUCUAGA
Lethenteron reissneri (Far Eastern brook lamprey) is the source of this 1848-nucleotide messenger RNA. RefSeq names its product histidine decarboxylase-like. The record is from RefSeq and is a predicted model, not a curated record. Gene Ontology annotation, cellular component: cytoplasm. Lineage: Eukaryota; Metazoa; Chordata; Hyperoartia; Petromyzontiformes; Petromyzontidae. Gene Ontology annotation, molecular function: pyridoxal phosphate binding; histidine decarboxylase activity. Gene Ontology annotation, biological process: L-histidine catabolic process; histamine biosynthetic process.